AUGUAGACUACUGCUCAUCCAUCGGUCAAAUGGGGUCAAAAGAAGGAUCAUAUUUUAUUAACAAUUGCUGUACAAGAUAUUGAUAAACCUGAAAUUAAUAUUGAAUCAACAAAACUUCAUUUUAAAGGACAACAAACAAAAGGAUUGAACUAUGAUGCAACAUUAGAAUUUUUCGAUGAAAUAGAUCCUAAGGGAUCAAAAUAUCGUAAAACAAGUCAGAAUCAUUGGGAAUUUAUGCUUAAAAAGAAAGAUCCCAAAAAACCAUUUUGGAAACGAUUAACUAAAUCAGCUGAAAAAUUUCAAUGGAUUACCGUCGACUGGAAUCACUUUACAGCUGAAGGUGAUGAUGAUGAUGAUGAAUUAAAUGGUGCUGAUGGUAAAGAUUGGGGUGAUUUAGAUGGUAUGUUUAAGCAAAUGGGUGGCAAUUUAGUCGGUGGUCCAUCAGCAACUGAUUUAAAUGAUCUUGAAGAUGACGAAAUGGAUAGUGACGAUGAACCAAUGCCAGAUCUUGAAGAUGCACCAAAAACUGAUGAUGAAAAAGCUAAAUUAAAUCAGGAAAAUAAAUAA
Molecule: messenger RNA, 567 nt
Organism: Adineta steineri
Lineage: Eukaryota; Metazoa; Rotifera; Eurotatoria; Adinetida; Adinetidae
Source: the annotation of a GenBank genome assembly